Cladophialophora immunda is the source of this 363-nucleotide messenger RNA. RefSeq lists its product as uncharacterized. The transcript is spliced from 2 exons. The record is from RefSeq and is a predicted model, not a curated record. Gene Ontology annotation, molecular function: translation initiation factor activity; RNA binding. Bases 1 to 363 code for a protein of 120 amino acids. Gene Ontology annotation, cellular component: nucleus. Lineage: Eukaryota; Fungi; Ascomycota; Eurotiomycetes; Chaetothyriales; Herpotrichiellaceae. Gene Ontology annotation, biological process: translational initiation.
AUGUCGCGCCGUAAGAUCCGCAAUACCGCCGAAGAGACCCUUACGCCCCCGGACUCUCUGGCUCCCGGUCAGUUGAUUGCCCGCGUGGUCAAGACCAACGGCAAAGAUCUCUACACUGUCCAGGCGCCCGACUCGUCCACGUUUCUCGUCGAACUCGAAGCCCGUUUCAGGUCCACCAUCUUCGUCAAGCGCGGCGGCUACGUCCUAGUCGACACCACCACCACGGCCGAUCGCGACAACAAGAUCCAAGGGGAAAUAGUCAAUAUCGUGGGCGAUGAGAAGGCCUGGAGGAAAAAACCGUUCUGGCCACAACAGUUCGUCAAGAAGACCGUAUCGGCCGACACUGCCGCCCUCGGACAGUGA